This is a messenger RNA of Monoraphidium neglectum, 1788 nucleotides long. RefSeq names its product AP-1 complex subunit gamma-1. Gene Ontology annotation, molecular function: clathrin-cargo adaptor activity. Gene Ontology annotation, cellular component: AP-1 adaptor complex; membrane coat. Bases 1 to 1788 code for a protein of 595 amino acids. Lineage: Eukaryota; Viridiplantae; Chlorophyta; Chlorophyceae; Sphaeropleales; Selenastraceae. Gene Ontology annotation, biological process: intracellular protein transport; receptor-mediated endocytosis; Golgi to vacuole transport. The transcript has 9 exons. The record is from RefSeq and is a predicted model, not a curated record.
AUGCUGGCCAUCACGGGCGUCGACCAGGGGAUUGUGGAGAAGUAUAGGGGCCACGUCCCGCUGCUGUGCAAGGUACUACGCGGGCUGCUGCAGGGCGGCUUCUCCCCCGAGCACGACGUGGGCGGCAUCACCAACCCCUUUCUGCAGGUCAGGAUCCUGCAGCUGCUGCACGUCCUGGGCCGCGGCAACGCUGAGGCCAGCGACCAGAUGACCGACAUCCUGGCGCAGGUGGCGGCGAAUGUGGAGGGCAACCGCAACGCCGGCAACGCCAUCCUCUACGAGGCCGUCAACACCAUUAUGGGCAUCGAGACCAUUGGCGGCCUGCGCGUGAUGGCGGUGAACAUCCUGGGCCGCUUCCUUGCCAACCGCGACAACAACAUACGAUACGUCGUGGCUGUGGACAAGGCCGCGGUGCAGCGCCACCGCGCGACCAUCGUGGACUGCGUGAAGGACGCAGACGUCUCCAUCCGCCGCCGCGCGCUGGAGCUCGUCUACGCACUGGUCAACGAGUCAAACAUACGCCCGCUCACGCGCGAGCUGCUGGACUACCUCGCGGUCUGCGACCCUGAGUUCAGGCCCGACCUCACGGCCAAGGUCGCGAGCCUGGUGCAGCGGUACGCGCCGGACAAGCGGUGGCACAUAGACCAGCUCGUCGCCGUCAUGAGCCAGGCGGGAACGCUGGUGAAGGAGCCCGUGGUGCGGGCCCUGGUGGUGCUCAUCACCAACGCGCCGGAGCUGCACCCCUACGCGGCGCGCGCCGCCGUGCGCGCGCUGCAGCGCACGGGCGCGGCGGCCGAGCCGGCGCUGCUGACGUGGGCGCUGUGGACGGUCGGGGAAUUCGGGGAGGCGCUGCCGGGGCCGGGCUCUGCGGGGGGGCUGCUGGAGGGGGAGCGGCCGCUGCCGCUGGGUGAGGGGGACGUGGUGGGGCUGGUGGAGACGGCGCUGCGGCGGCCCAAGGCGCCGGCGGCGGUGCGGGAGGUGGCGCUGACGGCGCUGGCCAAGCUCAGCGCGCGGCUGCCGGGGCAGGUCGAGCGCAUCCGCGCGCUGAUCGAGCGCUACCGCGGCAGCUCCCUCCUGGAGGUCCAGGCCCGCAGCUGCGAGUACGCCCGCAUCUUUGGCCACGACGCGCUGCGCCCAGAGCUGCUGGAGCGCAUGCCCGCGCUGGACGAGGCGGAGUACGCGCGAGACAUGGGCGCGGGCACCAUGGCGGCCGGCCUGCCGUCGGGGGCGGCGCCGGCGGGCGGCGGCGGGGGGGACCUGUUGGGGGUGGAGGACGCAGGUGCGGGCGGCGGCGGCGCGGCGGCGGGGCCCGCAGGGGACGACUUGGUGGACUUGUUGGGCGGCCUCGACGCGGCCGCGGCGGCGGACGCCCUGGGCGACCUCCUCGGCGGCGGCCCCCCCGCCCCCGCGCCCCCGCCGGGCGGCCUGGCGCCGAUCGUGGCGUUCGACAAGGGCGGCCUGCGCGUGGCUUUUGCGUUUGAGAAGCCCGCGCCAGAGAACCCGGGGCUGACCACUAUUGUGGCGACAUACACCAACAGCGGCCUGGAGGACAUCGAGGGUUUCACGCUGCAGGCGGCUGUCCCCAAGUACAUGCAGCUGCGCCUGGAGCCCGCCAGCGCGACGCUCCUGCCAGCCCUGGGCGCCGCGCCCGCCACGCAGCGCAUGCACGUGAUCAACUCGAUGCACGGCGCCAAGGCCGUGGCCAUGCGCCUGAGGCUGGCAUACACCCUGGGCGGGCGGCAGGUGCUGGAGCAGGCGGAGGUGUCAAACUUCCCAGAGGGGUUGUAG